Molecule: messenger RNA, 849 nt
Organism: Angiostrongylus costaricensis
Lineage: Eukaryota; Metazoa; Nematoda; Chromadorea; Rhabditida; Metastrongylidae
Source: the annotation of a GenBank genome assembly
AUGGCGGACGAGGGCGCCGAUGAGGUGAAAGUGUUUCGACGAACCGACGCCGAAGACCUCGAGACGAACGCUCAAUCGAGUCACCAAUUGGCCGAGGAUAAAAAAGACGUCGUCCUCGAAACCGAGCUUGAAUCCAGACCCAACGGUGACCCGUUGAUAGGUUCGAAGACUGGAGCAUUUGUGAAACCUAUUCCAUCGCCAAGUUUUGCGAAUUUAGCUAAUCUUCAGAAUGCUACCGCGUACAGUCCAAGCUUCGGGUUACCGUUUAUGAUGCCAUGGAUUAUGGGGCAACCGUACGGUAUGGGUAUGAGGGCGCCAAUGUCGCCGUCGUUUGUUCCAUGUGUGAUGCCGACGGCAUUAAGUCCACAUAAUGUCGAAAUGUAUCGUCAAAUGAUGAUGAUGAAUGGUCCAUGCAGUCCCCUAUACGGUAGUAUGGCGGCUGCCGGAAUGAAAAUGGAUGUGCCGCUCGCGGCUAGCAUGAGAACGUCGAAUCCUCUUAAUCAAAUGAAUCAAAUGCGCUUACCAUUUGUCGGUUCGCCGAUCACAUCUAUGGCUAACAAUAUGACAAACGAUGGUUUGCGACGAACACGUGAUGGAAAAGUUAAAAAAGAGGACCACAUCAAAAAGCCGCUUAAUGCUUUCAUGUGGUUCAUGAAAGAAAAUCGACCAAAACUGAUGGAAGAACUGGGCUAUAAAGAGAAACAGAGUGCAGAGCUUAACAAAGAGCUGGGAAAACGAUGGCACGAUCUACCUAAAGAAGAGCAACAGAAGUAUCAUUUUAUGGAUUCAUCGGAAUUAGAUGUUCUUCGUUGUUCUUUAAUCUCGAAAUGUUCGGUUACUAACUACUAG